Molecule: messenger RNA, 16785 nt
Organism: Porites evermanni
Lineage: Eukaryota; Metazoa; Cnidaria; Anthozoa; Scleractinia; Poritidae
Source: the annotation of a GenBank genome assembly
AUGCCGCCUUGUCCUCAUUUGAAUUCUCUCGAAGAAAUUAACGUGGAGGAGAUCAAGAGGAAAAUGAGUGAUGCACAUGUAAGUUGAUUAAUUUUAUGCUUAGUCAUUUUGACAAUGGAACAUCAAUUGAUAAAAGCAUAUCCAUUGCUGUGAAUUCGCUGUAUGGUGAAACAAAUUAACGAAAUAAUAGUAACGCCUUGGCUAAUUCCUCUGUCAUAGAUAGAUUUGUAAGUGAUUGUUUUGAUUUAAUUAUGUUUUUUUUGGUUACAAAACCUUACGCUAUUUGUCAGUUUUAAGGUAAUUAAAAAUAUUGUUAGUGUUUGCAGGCUUUUCUUAUCUCCCUACAAAGUAAACUUAAUUUGUUAUAAACUAUUCGUGAUCUAAAUGUUGCUUGCUACAGGCGAACACAGCUGGGUUUCAUAAUUUGUAGUUGUAGUACAUGGAAAGCCUGAUUUUCUUUCAAAGAUACAGAAGUGUGUAUAUAUAAAAUUAAAAAUAUAAAUAUUUUAAUGCUUGAAUAUUUGUUUGAAAGGCCAGGAAGGCACACUCAGUGUUUUAAGGCAUUGCCAAAGAUUAAGUUGUUCUUGUAAUUUGCAUUGGUCUUUUCUAAAGAUUGAGAGACAAAAGUUUAUAUGUGAGGUUUGUAGUAGCGUUACAGCAAACAUUCACAGGCACGUUGCAGCCACGUUAAUGAUUUAUAUUGUUUAUGCCAUAUAUAUUUUUAUUGAAUGUGCCAUGUUGCAUAUCAAGAAAUAAUAUUAUUUUUCCAAACCAGAUGAGAAUCACCAUACACUAAAGUAUUUGCCAUGGACUGAUAAUUAUUUUUAAGUCACAAACUGCACCUGUCCUCAUCGAAAACAUUUUUUUGAAGCUUAGAUAUAGCUAAAUUUAUUCUCUUUGUGCUUACCAUUCAGAAAUUCCUUACUUAUGAAUUACUUCUUUUAAUGGACAAAUUUAUUUCAUGUGUCACUUCAAACUGAAAUGAGAAAGGAUACUUUGCUGUAUUUUAACUCUUUCAUUUUAUAGCAAGUUAUGACAGGGUGAUUUAUGGCUUUAAUUUUGAAAUGCGGGGAUGUUCCAUGUUGUUACCGUUCAAAUGAAACCACUUUGGCAGAAAUUUUGUGUGCUACUAAUCUUAGAUUUUACAGAAAGAAAAUUGAAUUUUUUUGUUAAUUUUUUUCCUUGGCAUUUUCACCUUAUUUUUCACUUUGCCAUAUUGUUAUAAAUUAUAUAAAAAAAAUACAGACAAUGUAUGCUUCUCUCUUUCGAGAGCAGAGAUGGCAUAAUGGUGAAAGCGCUUCCCUCCUGCUAGUAAUAAGUUAAUUGCCUAUGGCAUCAGCAUCCUAUUAUAUGUCAUGUGGGUUUAGUUGUUUGUUCUUAUUCUUGCUCUGAGAUAUAUUUCACUGGACACUCCUGUUUCCAUCUCUUCUAAAAAAAUCAACACUUGCAAAUUCCAAUUCAAUCUGUAACACUAGAAGACAUUCAAAGUUGUUGAGUUCUUAUUAAACAGCUCAUGUUUCUUAGGUAAAUGAAUACGUUUCAUGAAGUGAAUACCUUUUGAAGGUUACACAUGGCCGGUUGAUGAAGGUCCUAGUAAAAUUUUGGUUCUUUAAAGACCUGUAACAAAACCGUUUUUUUUUUAAUGGGUGGUAUCUAGUUUCUCGUUAUAACACCCCCCCGCUUGAUCAAAAAAAGAUUUCACUAUGCAAAUGAAUGCCUAAGAUAAAAAGAUACUGCUUAAAUGAAUAAAGGGGAAAACAAGAGUAAAUCUGUACUUAAACAUUGACAGUAUCUGUUCUACAAUCUUUGAUGCCAAUAGGUUCUUUACAACAAAUGGCUUGUCAUGGUAACCAGGCCUGUGGCCAAUUUCUUGAAGGUUUCAAUAAUUACUAGGCCCAAAAGGCUGUUUUAUGUUUGCCAUGUUUACAGUCAAGAUUGAGAGUUAAAUAGUUUUAAAAAUGAUACAAUAAAAUUAUCAGGUAAAGAAACAUUAAUUAGGGUGUAAAGAAAAUCAUUCUUGCAGCUUGCCAUUUGGGCAAGCUGAAGCUAGCAUUUACUAGCCCAGACAUCAUUUCAUCUAGUCCCAAAAGCUUUUUGACAAGCAGAAUUGACUUCACAGUUCUGUUGUUAUUCGAAUUCCUCAAAAAACAUCACUGCCUGUUGGGCAAGGUAAACACAGAAUGCACUAGCUCGAUAGCAACAUUCAUUAGCUGUGGGCUAUUGGACACUACUUUCUUUGCAUGCUGCAUUAAUACACUGGUUAAGGGGCUAUGGUAGAACUGACCCAUCUUUGGUCUUGUAAAGUUACUGCAACUUUCAAAAAAUGGGCCCCAGAUCUUAUUCAUAUUGGUCUUGUUACCUGGUACAUAACACUCAAACGUCUGCUAAGGGACACCCACUUAUUCAAGGUCUUAGCAAAAUACAAAUCAUACAUUUUUAACUUCCUGUUUUAAGUGAAAAUUUCCUCUUGUCCCAAAGGCGCCAUCUGAGGGGUCGGGAGGUUCGACUGGGCUGGCAGUGUGUAAUGAUAUUUAAACCUUAUAGCUGUUUUCUUACACUUGUUUACAAAUGGAGGAAUCUCCGAAGCAACUCACUUCAAAUCUUGGUAGAAAUUGAAGAUACUGCGAUUUGUUAACAUAGUAUACACACCAGUGAACCAACAAGUAAUCUUAUUGGUUUGCUUGGCAGGGGCACUGUGAUCAAUGUGAGAAGUCGGGAUCAGACCUUUGGAUUUGUUUAAAGGUGAGUGACAAACUGCUAUGUAUAGUGGAAUUUAUUUUAACCUAAAAAUUCCUUUAAAAUUCCUUUUACCAUCCAAACACUGUAAACUUCUGAUUUUUUAUCUGAAUUUCCAUGUUUCUUGGAGGUUUGAAAUACUGUGAUUCCAACGUGGUUUAGUUAAUUUUCCUCCAAGGUGUCUUGUGAGAAUUUUAUAUGUAUAUGUAUAUUUUUAUAUUUUAUAUGUAUAAUUGGAGCUUUAAGCCUAUCACAGGAGUAGAGCUCUCAUGAGUUUCAAAUUUGCUCAGGGAAGAAAAAUAUAUAUAAUAUUAUGUUCUCUCAGGAGAAAUUUUUUUAUAUACCGGUAUGUCUUUUCUGUUAACAGAGGUGUCAGCAAAGAAUACUGUCAGUUACACCCCUAAUCAUUACCAAUCACUUUGUUUUGUUUUAAUGUAAUGUUUACUGGAAAUAUCUCAUCCCUGCCAGCAACUGUCCAUGUACUUUGGCUAGCGCAGACAUCUUCAGAAGUUAUUGAAACCCAAGUGUUCUUAUUUUUUUUCUUUCAGAAGUGUUGCUCAUUUGUAGGGUGUGGAAGAUUUGGGAAUAAUCACAUUGAGCUUCACAGUCAGGUAUACUGUCUUAGGUUGUUCCCUCUUAGAUGUCUUUACUGCAACAAUUAAAAAAAGAGACUUUCAGUUUUAUUGCUCAUUUGCAUUGGUGUUAUCAAAUUUCAAAAUAAAAAUGAUCAGUCUUUGUGUGGUUGUAGCUUCAUACUUAUUUUUAUAGUCAUUUCAGUUUUAUAAAGCUCUUUGUUUUGUAACAAAGAACUUUUAAAUAUCCAUGCAUUUGUAUCAUGCCAGAUUAAAUGUUACUGAGAGUAGUUUCAAGUUUUCAGUAUAUUAUGAAUGGUUCUCAUGUUGUAAUAAGUAUAAUAAUUUUAUAUAGAUUGAGCAUAGGCUAAAAGCGAAGCUCCCAUUGAGAAAUUUAUAACUUACUUCAAGCCGUAAACUUGUAACCAUUGAAAGAAAUCCACUUGGAGUUGGUCCUGCCAUCAGUUGAAAAACUAGUAACUUGUCAGCAGGUAACUUCAAAAAAACAUAUUAAUUUUAUAACCUCCAUGUGUUGACACCUGAGCCAAUGCACGGACAGUCAAACAUGUGCACGGUCAUGCAACGACCAAAAUUUCUUGGAUGGAUAGAGAACCAAAUUUUCUUAUCUAUGGGGCUCUGCUUGGACACGCUUUCCUCUGCUAAUAUGUUACUGGCUCUUGGAUGAUGGCUAUUUGCUUUCACUAGAAACUGGGUAAUCCAAGUUUGUGAUAAAUAAUAUGGCUAAAACAUUUGUCUGAGUAUCUCAUAUGUAAAACCCAGCCAUUCCUAAAUCUUGGCCAGACUGUAUGCAGUUUUUGCAGAAAACAGUGUAUCGUCUAACAGAUUCUUGAUUAAGGGUGAUUUCAAUUUCUGCUUUUGAUAGUGUGACGGUGAAUACAGGCAUUGGUAGUGUCUAUUGUCAGUAACACUAUAACAGUAGAACAGAAGCUAUUAUUUUUUGAUAAGUGGAAGAUAGGUAAAAUAUUUUAGUGAAAUCAAUCUUUUUACUAACAUAUCAUGGUACUUCUUAGUUUGACUAUUUCUCUUGGAUAAUGCAAAAAAAAUGAUAGUUUUCUACUGAAAUAACCUCUUGUUACAUAUAGUAUUAUUUUGACACUAAAUUUCAUUUUUGUUAUGAUAAUUAUUUCUCUAUUUUUUUUUCAGGAAUCAAAGCAUCACUUGUGCUUACGACUUCAAGAUUUCAGCAUGUGGUGUUUUAGUUGCCAUUCUGAGGUGCAGCCAUCUGAUGGAUCAUCAGGCUCAGCCAACAGUGAAGUCACUAGUUCUCCAAGGCCAAAGGUACAUUUAUCAUCUCCUACUUAACAGUUAGGGGGCGCACUCAAAAUUUCUGUCACCCGAGAUAGAUGAUGGGGGAUUGAAUCACUUGAUAAAAUAACAAUCAAUAGUCAGUGGAAAAAAGUUUGUGAAUUUUAACAUAAUUUUGGUCGAUGGGUUAUUAUAUGAGUGCUAUUGUCAAGCAAGACAUUACCUUUCUGUCUGUGAUUGUUUUCACGAUAUUAAUAUUGUUCCCUAGGCUCAUGAAGUCCUUGACAUUGAAGAUGCUCUUGAAUUAGAAAAAGGUUUGAAACCAAGAGGUGAGAUAGUAAAUAUUUUAUUCUUAUUUGUACCAUGAACAUUAACCCCAUAAGCCCCAAUAUCUGCAUACAAAUUCUCCAAACUGACCUUUAUACAGUUUGUUACUGCAUUAGUUGGGAGAAAAACAUCAGAGCAUUAAUUUUUGCUUUAGUGAUCGUAUUAUCAAUUCUCAUAACCUUUUCUCUUGGUUUAGUAUCAGUUAUAAUGUUAGAAGAAAAUUGAUGUUUGUCACUCUUUGCAUUUAAAGGGUCAAAUGAAAGGAUCCACUAGAAAUAACCUCUCAAAAUGUCGAGAAUAAAGGCUCUUGCAUUUUGGUUAAGAUCAUAAUAUAAGUAACCAUGUCAUAGUUCAGGCCAGGAAAUAUAAUUGAUGAUCACACGCCCUGCACCUCAGAUCUUGAGCCAGUAGCUUAUGGAACAAAGAUCAUAAACAAUUUUUUUUCUCCAAGAGCUGCACAUUUACAGCACACACAGAUGCCCAUCUUGCUUAAACAUUGCAGAGUCCAUCAUAGUAGCUAAUACAGGCACUGUAUUAACAAAAGAAAUUUUAUUUUAGGAUUGUGUGGCUUAGCAAACAUUGGAAAUACAUGUUACAUGAAUGCUGCCCUGCAGGCUCUAUCAAACUGGUAACUAUAUCAUCUUACAAAACUCAACCAUGAAGUUUUUUACUUUUGGAUUGAUGGCCUUAGAGUAACGAUAACCAAAAAGAUAUGAAAAAUGAGUAUGGCAUUAUUUUUGUUAUAUGUAUGAAAAGCUUUUAUAAAGGCUGAGUGUAAAUGGACACAAGCAAGUAUUGCACUGUCAUGUGCUCUGCUAAAUUGACGUAUCUCCCAAAUUAGGAAUUAAUCAUUAUAAUCAUGUUGUCUUGUAUUGAGCCCAAGUUCUUGUAUUGGACACGUCAUGCCUGUCAGAUUGACAAGAUGAUGUGCUCACUGACAAGCAGACAAGCUGUUAUGGUGACAGGUUGCUGUAAAGCUAAGACCUGCGGUUUCAUUAAGGUUUUGACCAGGAGACCAAUUGGGUUUGACACCCAGGCAAAGAAUUGGCAAGGCCCUUGUGCCCCUAGGGGAGUCCGAGGGCUGAAAUUCUGUAGGGCAGAGAUGAGUUUUCCUGCAUUCUGAAGCUACAGACAAUGUCUUUCAACUACCAAAAUCAUGAAUUGCAAACUGGCAGGCUAAAACUUCUGUAAAGCUGGUCCAACCAAAUCGAUUUAGUAAAGUCUUAAGACAUGGACACUUAUAAUUAUUGAAAAUCUCCGUAAAUACUAUUUGAUAGUCAAACAGCUUAUUAUCAGUGUUCUAUACAGCAAGCAUUUUGGUGAUGCCCUGCUGACAGCUUUAUUAUUGUACUUCAAUUUCAGCCCACCCCUUACACAGUAUUUCUUGGAAUGUGGCAGUUUUGCAAAAGAAACCAAGAACACUGCUGUCUCUAGAAACUAUUUGUCUUUAAUCAAUGAAUUAUGGUCUAGGAAAAGGUGUAGUAUGAACUUGUUGUUGUUUUUUUAACCCCUAUACUCAACGGAUUGACUGUGAUCAGGGCUGUGAUAGGGAGUUCAAGCAAUGAUGACGGCAACGUCAGUGAAAAUGGCGAAAAAAAGCAAUAGGUUAAGAUUAGCAAAACAAUGACUCUGCAUGUGCGUGACAUAUUUUUGUACAUUUUUUUGCCAUCGACCAAGACGUGAAAAUGCCUAAUUUCACAUGUGUGGAGGACAUGAACACAAGACCAUGACUUUCCUUUUCUUUUCCUGAACUUGGAUACGGUGUUUUAAAAUUCAACUCCAGAAAGAAUUACCAACAUUUGACGAACUGAACGAGAUAGAAUAAGCACAAUAAGAUUUGAAGUACUGAGAUUUCACUGUGUAAGUGACAUUUUCAUCGUUGUCGCCAUCAUUGUUACAUAAGCUCCCUAUUAAGGGCUGAUUGGGGGGGAGGGGAGAUUUCCCCUGGCUACUAUGAACAUGACCUGUAGCUAAUUUCACAGGUGAAUAGAAUCAAAAUAAAACCAAAAGAAAUCCCUAACUGUUUGAUUUCCUGCCUACUCGAUGCAUUUACCUGGCAACUUAUAAUCUUAGUGACAUGAUUCCCUGCUAUGAUGCCACUGGUAAAUUUUCCAAAAUCCAAAAGGUUUGUCAUCUGAAUGUAGUCAAAUAAUUUAGCCCUCAGAAUUUGGUCUGCUUUUCUACAUACAUGUUCCAUAUCCAUGCAUAACUCAUUUUUUUGUUUUCAGACCAAAGUAUGUUGUACCUUCUCAGCUGCUGCGUAGUGUAAGACUUGUCAACCCACAGUUCAGAGGUUAUGGGCAACAGGUGUGUCAAUUGAUUUUCAGAUAAUAAUUUUAUGCCCUAAUUUAUCUUUCACACUGGUUUCAAGUUCACAGUGUACAAAAAGUUUCCAGGAAGUUGGGUUGGUAAGUAAAUAGAUUGAUAAUUCUUAAAUGUGAUUGUUGCUGUAAAGCCCCAUUAGGGAGGAGACAGUUAAGUUAAUAUGCAAUGGAGCAUGUCUAAUUUUUGGAAGUCCUGUUUUCCCAGUUCAAUGAACUCCAAAAAGAAGUUUGUGUCCCUUUGUUUUCUUCAUUGUUAUCUUUGGUUUACAGUUUGAGACAUUUAUGGCCAUAUUUUGGGAAUGGGAGUGUUUUGUGCAAAAUGGUAAAAGCGUGUUUCAUGCUUAAAGGAAGAAGUGUGUUGUCAGGAGCAGCCUGGUGCCUUUGGAGCACAGCCCAGAGAAAGGUCAUAUCCUCAUCGUAACAAACAUGAAACACAUAAAUAACAAUAAUUGUUAACAAUAAUAAAUAUCAUUUUUCAUUUGCUUAUCACUUCAUCUCAUCAGAGUUCCACUGUGCUCAUUUAGAGCAACUGUUAACCAAUUUUGAGCUGAGAAUCACUGUUUUAUCAUUUUGCAUUACCAUUUUAGGAUGCUCAGGAGUUUUUACGUUGCAUUAUGGAUCAGUUACAUGAGGAGCUGAAGCAGCCUCUGCCACCUCUUGCAGAAGACUCAGCGUCGUCAGAGAGCGAUGAUGAUGAACCAAACCAUCACAAUAAGAGACUGCUAGGAGGAACAAGUUUGUCAUAUGAUGAGAAUGUACACAAAGGUAUUGUUGUAACCUCUGGUAUCCUGACCAGCGGGUUUACUCCCUUGCUUUUUUAGGAGCAUGCGUACGGGGCCUCAUCAUUGGUGUGCAUGAGGCGACCGUGAAAUAACUUCAAGUUUCUCUCAAGUUUUUUCCAAGUUCUCAAGUGUUUUUGUAAGCCAUUUGUUUCAGUUUUUUUUCUCGUGCUAUGGAUUUCUAAGGGGCAUAUGUGGUGAUCGUUUUGUAAGAUACUUAUGAGUCAUUCAGCUUCCUGUAUGAUUAAACAUUUUGUUGCUUUUAUUGUCACAAAUAUCAUGUACCACCAUUCGCUGUUACAAUUAUUGUAAUAUAGUUGAAACCUUGCUAAUGGGUUUUUCUGUUCGCGCACACCUCAUUUCAGUGAGCAUUUACUUAACCCUUUAGGUCCCAAGAGUGGCCAACAUCAAAAUAUUGUCACUUUCUUGUCCCAAGGGUUUCUGCUUACAUGGGGCUGGGCGGUUACCCUCUAUCAAGGCUGUGCUCUAGCAGAACCCAGUGGCCCCUGGCACCCAACUUUUGCACAGCCUUGCUCUAUAUUGUCAAUACAAAUCAGUAUAAUAAUACAAAUAUAAUAAUUAUUGUAUUUGUCACAAAACAACUGGCAUGGUCUUCUAGAAAUUUUGAUAAGAAAAUAAAAGUUUCUCAUGUGUAGGGUAAUUUAUAUUAUCAAUAUUUUAUUUUAAUUUAACAACCUCAGUUUCAAUUUGAUUUUCCUUGUCUUAGUAGAUGAUGAUGUAGAGAUGUACUCUGACAGUGGAGAAGACACUGCGGAUGAUAAACCACUUCAUACAAAUUCAACCAAAGAACAAGUUUGCCAAGAAGAGCAACACAAAACAAGCAAUGCCAGACAAAUGAAAACAAGUCAUGAUGCUGUUAAUCUGAGUGAUAUAACAGUGUCAGUUGAAGAUGAGUGCAUGAGUGAAGGUGAAAGUGAGCAGGUUGAUGAGGAUAUGGAUGCUGAUGACAGUGCAUUAUUGAGGGAAGAGAAACCUGUUGAACAAGGCAAAAAGGAGAAGCUAACGCCCACUGCCCACUCUCAGCCUUGCCAGGCUGAACAACCCAGAAAGAAGCCAAGAAAAGAGACAAGUAAAUAUAAUAAAAAUAUUAUUAUUUUUUUAUGUAUUAUAUUUAUUUAACUGUAAUUCAUCCAACAUGGCAGAUAUUUGAAAAUCCUCACUAGCAGGAAACAAACUGGGUAGUUAUUCAUAUUAAUUUUGACAUGAUAAUUAAUCAUAAGUGAUUAUAGUCCUUUACAAAACGUGAUUUGCUGCGCCGUCCCUUCGCAAAACUACUAAAUAUCAAGGUAGCUUCAGAAUAAACUGUGCUCGGACCUACAACACCCUACCGAGAAUCAUUAGGCACGUAGAGACUCACAACAAAGUUAAAAUCAAGCUAAAGCGCCAUUUUAAACAGUAAUGCCUGCAGUUUAUGUUCCCUUUGUAACUUGAUUAAUUUUCUAGUUUUAAUGUUUUAUUGUCUGUGUUUUUGUGUUGUGUCAGGGCUCCAGUUAAACUAGCUCUGCUAAAUUGGAUGCCCCUGGAUAAAUAUUGAUCUAAAAAACGGCAAUAACAGUAUUACAGCAUCUAAGAUGUGGAAAUGAAUCCCUAACUGUCAAAAGUUUUGAUAUUCAAGGUAAUUGCCCUGUUCUUUUUCCUAGGUGAGAAAAAGAAGGUGCCAGUGAACUACAGCAGCAUAGUAACAGAUUUAUUUGAUGGCACAAUUCAGAGCUCAGUGCAGUGUUUAACAUGCCACAGGGUAACCAACAUUAUCUUUAAAUAAUAUAACUAAAGGGGUCUUUACAUGAAAAAACUCUCACUAGUACAAAUUCCAUUCUGGAAUGACCACUUAAUUUCAUAUCUGGUUUACAUGUUUCAUCUCUAGUGUGACAUAACCAGCUUGGAUUGACAAAAAAAUACACAUCCUGUUCCAAUCCAUGGGGAGGCCAAUUUUAUACCAAAAUGAGUGGUUAUUCUCUGUUUACUAUAAUAAUUAUUAACACUGUUGGAAGAUUUAGCACUAGAGUGAAUUCUUGCCACAGUACAGGAAUUGAGGUGAACCCACACCAAUUUGACUUAUUCAGGUAUUUUUCUGGUGGUGUCAUGACUUGUAAUCACAUACAGAGCCACAAGAGGGAACUAGGGUUAACUAUGUCUACUGUUGUGCUUAAAAAAGUCAAUAUUUUUCAUUUACAAAAUGAAGGUUUCUUCAAGAGCAGAAACGUUUCAGGAUGUGUCUCUGCCAAUUCCAGGUAAGAAUGAUAUUUAUUCGUAGUUAACUAAAUGUACUUUGGUCAAAUCUCUACUAUCAGCCACCUCUUUAUGACAAUCAUUUGUCUCUGUUGCACAUUUUGUGUCACAGAACUUAAAACUGCUCAAAAGGUUGUUUUGUACAUUAAUUCAUUCCAAUCGAUUCCAUUCCUGUAAAUAUUUUUUUCUUGUGCUCAUUUGUGCUGCAUGCGUUUACUAUACAUUGUAAAACCAUGUAUUUUACCAGUAGGUAAUUAUGAGGUUGUAUAGAACCAGGAGGACAUGAACUUGUACUCAUGGUCUAUGGUCAAUGCUAAAACGUUCUAUUUUCUGUUGAAUCUGCAUUUCAACAUUAUUCUUCAGCAUUUGAAAGUCUGAGAAACUUAAAUCCUCUAUUGGAGCAUUUCUCAAGGGCUUCAUUAAAAUUUGAAGUAGACAGCUACCAGUAGUUUGAUACAGGUAACCUUCUGUAUCAGCAAAGAAUCUUUCUUUAAUAUUACUUCGAUGAAGGGAAAAAGUAGCGCACUUUUCUGAGGAAAGUAGCCAGUGCUUCUGAUUGGCCAUAAAAAAUAGACUUUGAGAGUCCUAUUUUGAGGACACUAGUGGAAAUAGGAAUACCAUGUUGUGUGGUCAUCUGAGCCGCAUGAAGGCGUCUCCAAGGCAAAGGAAGUACAUGUAUUGUACCUUCAUUUCUCAGUUAUUUUAAAACCCUGAAUAGUUGUCCAGUCCUGGGAAUUGAACCCUUGAUCUCCUACUUUGCAAUUAAGCUCUAUACCAACUGAGUAAAUUUUGUUGUACUGAAGAGUUACUUAAUUCUGUUACUGAUUUCAUGCCUGUAUUAUUCCACUGUCAGGCAAGGAUGAGUUGACUGUCCUUCAUGCAUCUCAGUGUACUCCACUUGCAUCAUGUUCAUCUGCGAUGGAUGUGGAACGAGACAAAGGCUGGAUAGCGUCUAUAUUUGAAUGGCUAAGAAGGUACUAUGGGAAAAAUCCUUAAGAUUCUUAGUUAUUUGAAUGACAGGAUGUGUAAACUUAUAUCACUGACUGUUAAAAUUUAUUACUUAUUGUAUCUUGACAGGUGGUUUCUGGGUCCUCAGGUUACACUUCAGGAUUGCCUCUCAGCUUUCUUCUCUGCUGAUGAACUUAAAGGUACUUCAUACAGUAUUAUGAAAAGGUAGAAAUACGGAUAUUUUAUUACCAGGAUUAUUUUAUCAUCAUAUUCCUCUCACAGUCCCGGUGACACGUAGGGUGCAAACAAUAUUUUUCCAUUCUGGCUUGCUUUUGCCUAACUGAAUAUCAGUCCAGCUCUUCCUUUCAAAUUGAGUCUUUCUCGUCAAGAAGGGUUUGGCUUGGCCCUUCCUCGGACCCCAAAAUUGUUCAAUUUCUUGCUUGCAUUUCUGUAACCAUUUCUGGUUUUACAAGAGUGGGUGGUUAACUUCAAACUUCAAUCCCCAACCUUGAGGGCUAGGGGCUGUUCUUUUUCUGGUCUCUAUCCCUCAACCAAUCUUUUAUAUAUUUAAACCUGCAAGGGGCUGGAGUUUAAGCCGGCAUAGCCCUUGUGGUCACUGGGACAUGCUAACCUCUCCACUGCAGCAAAGUGCCAGCCCAUAGUGAACAAGCUUUAUUUAUUUAUUAAAACGUUAAAUUUUUUAAAAUGACUUAUUCCCUUUUGAUUACUGUUGUCUUUUCUUUUGGUUUGUUCUUCAGGGGACAAUAUGUACAGCUGUGAAAAGUGCAAAAAGUAAGCCGCUGCUUUAUUUUCUUUGAUGUUUCAGUGAGAAACUAUUCCUUUUGUCUUUUGAAUUUUUUUUUUGCUUAAAUGUUGAAACUUGUCAUUGAUUUUAGGUUAAGAAAUGGCAUCAAGCUUUGUAAAGUGAUGCACCUUCCUGAGGUAAGUUGACUCCCUAUUUUAUAGUUUGAUCCUAUGAAUCUAACACUAUGUUGUACUUUGGUGAAUAUCAAUGUCAGCACACCUGAUGUUGCUGGUGUUACAGUAGUGCUACGUAAUGUGAAAAAAAAAUUAAGUGGCAUCUUUUUGUAUGUAACACUCACCCAGAAGCAAAGUCAUUUAGUUCUUACAACUCAUUUUCCAGCAAAUUUGUUCACUUUUUCUCUUUCUAGAUUUUGUGCAUCCACUUGAAGCGGUUUAAGCAUGAAAUGUACUUCUCUUCCAAAAUCAAUCACCUCAUUUCUUUUCCUCUGACUGGAUUGGACAUGAGGCCCUUCAUGGUAAAAGGUGUGAAAUAUCAUUAAACAAAUUCUGUGUAAUUUAGAGCUGCAGGUCAAAGUAGUAUAGAAAAAGUAAUCAUUAAACAAAGUAAGGGAGCGUGGGUGAGAUCAAUCUUAUUGAAGGUCAAAACACUCUUGCUGCAACACUGCUUUGUGUAUUAAGUUUCAUGUGACAGAAGGUCACAAACACGUGAUCAGAUUAGGAAUGACAGAAGGUCCAAAUGUGCGUGAUCAGAUUGUGUUCUGUGUAUUCUGUUCAAUCUUAAUGGAAGUCUAAAUAAAUGCUGGCUACAUACAUGCCACACAUGCAUAACAGCAACCUAGAUAUUAGGAUUGCCGGCUUUUCUUGUCGGCCGUAACAGUAGAUGCAGGAAGUAUUGGUAGAUGUUAGUGUUGUAUAAGUUGACAGUGGGUUUGAGUGUGUUUUGGGUAGAAGUAAAAGGCUGAGGAUGAGGGUUGUGGGUAGUAUUUUUUUUUUACUCCAUGUAUGUUCAGUAUGAGUAGAGAGUAUGUUUAUUCCUAUCACUGUGGAAACAAAUAAAUCUGAUAUGUUAAAAUGUACUAUAUCAUACUGUUCAGAUUUUAACAGAUUGGAGCCAAUGCAAAAAUGUACAACUUAUGAUCUUGUCGCUGUUAUUACUCAUCAUGGAAGUGUUGGAGGUAAAAUUAAUUUGUUUUUAUCGGUUUACGUCAACUCUGUCUAAAAUGGACACCUUUGGGACCAGAACUUAGUGUCGGUCUUGCAGAGAUGUCCAUCAGUUAUAGAAAGUCAAAUAAAGGGAGUAAAGAAAGGCAAGGACCAACUCUAGGUGUCCGUUUCAGUAAGGUGUCUUAUAGAGGUCUCCUUUAAGAGAGAUUCAACUUAUAUUAAAUAUGUUUAAGUAGUUAUGGAUUUUAUGAUAUAAAAAUUCUUUUAAGUUGGUACAAGUAUGCUUAAUAAAGGCACAAAGAGAAUCAAACUUUGAGGAUCAGAGGCAAAGAAAUAUUCAUUUUCAUAAACUACAAGCAUUAGGCAUGACAUUUUUUAUCACACUAUUCCUUGUAGCUGGUCAUUAUGUGUCUUUUGCCAAGAACUACGUCAAUGGAAAGUGGUAUGAGUUUAAUGACUCUUGGGUCAGUGAAGGUAAGCAUACAAAUACUGCAUAACCAGCUAUAUGUAUUUGUAUUAUUAGAGAGCUUUAGAUUCUGAGACGAGGACGACUAGGAGUACGAGAUUUUCUCAACACUGAGUAUUGCUCGCGUGUGAGCUAGAGUCAUUUUGGCGGGAAAAAGUAAUAGCCGUUGGCAUUCUACUACGAGUUUUAGCGAGAAUGUCGUAGUGGCGAGGACAGGUUAUCAAAUGUAAGAAGUUUUAUCAUUUUGCUUUCGGAAGAGGGCUUAACCUCCUUCAGUAUAAAUACCUGUACUUACUUUUUUCCACGUAUAGUAGUUGGUAGACUUGCCUACGAGUCGAGCUCAAAUAUUUUCGCAAGCGUGAAGCGCGAACGGUAGAUUUUUUAUGUUUUCUGUGGCAAAAGCAAGCGAGAGAGCUAACUACCGGAACCGGAAAUGAGAAGCGAAGGACUUUGAGAAAGUCUAAGUAGUUGGUUUUCCUUUGGUGGUUUGAGAGAGAAAAGAAAUUUUAAACUGAUGGUUUGCUUGUGAGCAUAUGAUGGGAAGUUAAUUUGAGGAAAGAUCACAGCUGGUUCCCAUUUGAUCUCGUUACAUGUUAGUGAAAUUAUCAAACUUCGGCAUGUUUGCCUAUUUGAAUAUCGCUACUUUAGAAAUUUUUAACAUUUUCGUAAUUGUUGAUCAGCGUUUUGUGUUUCCCUCCAGUGUCUGAUUCAUACGUGUCUGAUGUAGAAGCGUACGUGUUAUUCUACAGGUCAGUUUCUGGGAGUUUACAUCUUACCGGGAUUUUUAUAACGUUAUCGCCGAAUGGACCUUUUGCGUCGAACAGUUUUUUUCGGUCAAAAACUAUUCUACAAAGUAGCUAUUAUAAAAACUAAGAGUACAACCAUUGCUUUUUUCCCUUCUCCUCCUUUCGUUCUCCUCGCUCUUUCUUUUUCUCCUUUCCUUUUCCUUUGUUACUGUGAUUUUGGAGCUUCUCGGGCUAAGCUAAGAAACAUGCUUUUUGGCUCCUUCUUACUCAAAUGACUGCAAAUUUCUCUAGGUUGGUUUUCAAAAAAUCGGCUAGACAUACAUAGAAGUGAUUAAUCCAACAAUUUCAUUCCUUAGCAUAACUAAAAACAUUUAUCACCUAAUACAUUAGCUUGUUAAAAUUAAUUUGAAGGUGUUGUGUGUUUACUCUGUACUCAAAAUUGAUCUUGUGUUCACACAAUUCCAACUUUGAAGAUGAAUACUACUUCCUGGUUGGCAACCAAAUUGCUAUAUGUUCUGCGAGAAAACAUCAAUUAUUUGUUACUUGUAAUUAUUUCAACCUGGUUUAUUUUUUUAAAAAUAGAAAAUCAAGCGGUGAAGCUACCAAAGAACGUCAAAGAUUUUUCAAUUUGCUGAAAGAUUCACAGGUGAAGUGUAGAAUAUUUGUCAUGUUUCUCUUUGAUCUCCUAACCAAUCCGACCUUUACUUAGCCUGACAAAAACAGCCGAGUUUUCGCGAUGCCAGCAACGGUUUCCGCGCGAAAUGACGUCUGAGAAACGAGCGCAGGAAUUCCUUACUGAUGACGUGUCACUACCCAGACCUGGAUAGUGCUUCUGAUUGGUAGAAGCAAAUUUCCCUCGCGGCACGUCCAACCAGAAGCACUACUUAGAUCUGUGACACGUCAUCAGUAUGGAAUUUCUGUGUUCUUCUGACGUCACGUCGCGGGGAAACCAGUGGUUGCGUCGUGAAAUGUCGCCUGUUUCCUCAAGCUAUCCUUUACUAAGACUCUCUUGUUACAUUUUAGGACAGUGAAUCGAGGCAUUUUGUGUCCAAGAAAUGGCUGACAAAGUUCCAGUCUUGCAUGGAGCCAGGUAAUUCUGAUCAGCUGGGCUUUUUACACUCGAACCGCCACUAACGGCCACCUCCCUAUCAUUAUUAGGCUGAUUUACCAGCAGAACGGGAACGUCAGUUGACGACGGCGCGCGCAAAUCAAACAACUGGCUUGACCAAUGGCAGAGCGACAAAUUGGACACCGGAAGUCGAGUUUAGUCAUUUUCGCGCGCUUUUCCGUCGUGAAAUGACGUUCGCGUUCUGUUGCUAAAUCAGCCUAAUGACCACCUGUCUGCAACGGCCACUGUUUUUGUCGGUAAGUCCAUACAUUGACUUUUGUUUAAACAUCUCUACACAGACCACUUUCUUCUGUCCCCAAGGUGGCUGUUGUGAAGAGGUUCAACUGUUUAAUGGGUCACUACAUCGCCAUAUGCCGGUCAAGAAAUUGCAUGAACAUUGCAUUUUUUAAAAUGUCCAACAGUAGUGUACAUAUUUUAAGUAACGUAAACUGUUCCGUGAAUUUGCAAUGGCCAAAAAAUUUGGUAUUUGUUCUUGCUUAACACUUUUUAUCAUGACCUCUUUCACAGGUCCAAUUACAAACACAGACUUCAUGUGUGCCCACGGGGGUAAGUAAUGAAAAACAAAUGAUUAUUUGUGGUAAAGUUCUUAAAGUAUACAACACUUCGUUGUUUAGCUUUAUCGUUUUUCGAUGUUUGCCAGGUUAGUCAGUGUUGUGUUGAGUCGCUCUGUGGAGCUGUUUUAAGGGAGACAUUUUGACUCAGUUUCCCGCGCAACUUUGUAAUAGCCAAUGAAGACACCGAUAGCUUCCAAUAAACAGUCCCGUAUAUAGAGCAAUUACACUGUAAUGAUGAGACUUUGAUACAUUCUCACAGCUAUUCAUCCACAUAAUAUGGAAAGAAUUCAUGAAAGAACUGUUCCUCUUCCUGAAUCAGUUUGGAGACAUCUCCAGGCCAGGUGAGUACAAUAAUUGUCUAGAGAGAGGUGGUCUUUUCGUACGUCAUCAGAAUUCUAUUCUGUGUUUUCACUCACGUGGCCAGCAUCUAUGCAAAUUUAUUGGAACAAAGGAAAUUGUUUACAUAAGAAAAGAGUUCAACUCCCACAGGACUGGUUUGGGACACAAAUAUGGCCGCCAUGUCGUCAUGUGAAAACACACAAUUUGUGUGUUCAGUACUCAUGUGACUGAUCGUGAAGCGUACUGAAUGUGGAUGUUGCGAGAAAGGGAAGACCGCAGUCUAACUGCAGCUUCGACUGAGCAUUUCUUACCAUCAUUAGCCACAAUUUUGUUCAUCUACUCACUGAUGAUUUUGUGUGUAGGUUUGGAGGAGGUCCUUCGGCUACAACUUUGAGCAUGUGUGCACAUUGCAAGGUAUAA